Molecule: messenger RNA, 5789 nt
Organism: Acipenser ruthenus (sterlet)
Lineage: Eukaryota; Metazoa; Chordata; Actinopteri; Acipenseriformes; Acipenseridae
Product: sorting nexin-9-like
Exons: 20
Coding region: 282-2081 (599 amino acids)
Biological process (GO): mitotic cytokinesis; endocytosis; mitotic cell cycle
Cellular component (GO): plasma membrane; cytoplasmic vesicle
Molecular function (GO): phosphatidylinositol binding; protein binding
Source: RefSeq, a predicted model, not a curated record
ACCCGCAGAAAAAAAUUAUAAGUCGAGUGGUAAUGCAUUAAAAUCAUUUUUCUGCCCUCCCACGGCUUUGCGGUCUGGUCGGCUGCCCCGCUCGACCACCCUUAGUUACUGCUCAGUAUAAGUCAAAGGGCAGUCUCUGUAUUUAGUGAUGUAUUAAAAUUAGUUCACGAGCACUCCCAAGAAGAACUGACUUGGUUGUGAGAGGCUAGAAGAGGAAUGUCGGAUUGAGCCUGAGGAUCUGAGUAAAAACUUCAAAGGAACUAUUUGUAGAUGCCACAAUAAUGACUAAUAAGGCACGGGUUUUAUAUGACUUUACAGCUGAACCUGGAAACAAUGAACUGACGGUGAAGGAUGGUGAGACUAUCACAGUUACUAAUAAGAGCAUUGGAGGAGGAUGGGUAGAGGCAAAAAAUGCCGAAGGACAAAUAGGACUGGUGCCUGAAGACUAUGUAGAGAUUAUUUCCUCUAGUGGACAUGCUAUAGACCUCUCUGCCUUUGAUGCACUGGCACCUGCAACGCAAAACAAUGGCUCUAACCAGGUGGAGGUAUUGGGCUCUGUAGCUCAGUCGGAUACUUCCGAAAGCCCAGCCCCUGCAGCACCAGCCACAGAUCAGGGAAUCAAUAACAAUGACCCCUGGUCCAGCUGGAAUGCUGGUUCUACUGGAAAUUUAACUGAGAACUGGGGAGUGAAACCAGAAAAUACAGAAGCACAACAACCCCAGAACAAAAGCAACUUGGAUCCAGCAGGAUUUGGACAUCCACAGGCUUAUCAGGGCCCAGGCACUGCUGAUGAUGAUGAGUGGGAUGAUGAGUGGGAUGAUCUCAAGUCUUCAGGGGGAUACCCUGAGUCAGAGUCUGGAGAGGGAGGGGGUAUAAAUCGGAGCGGGUCCACAAUGAAAAUGGCGCUCAACAAGUUUCCUGGAUUUUCCAAACCUGGACCGGAACUGUAUCUUUUAUCAAAGCAGCCAGCAAAAACUAAAGAAAAGAUAACUAUCUAUGUUGGCGAAGUUGGUCCAGUGUGGUCAUAUCCUGAAACUCAGUUGGACUGUGUUGUAGCAGAUCCCAAAAAGGGCUCUAAAAUGUAUGGCUUAAAGAGCUACAUUGAAUAUCAGGUGACUCCAAAUACCACCAAUCGACCUGUCAAUCACCGAUACAAGCACUUUGAUUGGUUGUAUGAACGGCUCCUGGACAAGUUUGGAUCAGCCAUUCCAAUCCCUUCGUUGCCAGAUAAACAGGUCACAGGACGCUUUGAGGAGGAGUUCAUUAAGAUGCGAAUGGAAAGGCUCCAGGGGUGGAUGACCAGGAUGUGCCGACAUCCUGUUAUUUCCAACAGUGAGGUGUUACAGCUGUUCCUCAGUUUCCGGGAUGAGAAGGAUUGGAAAAUGGGGAAGAGAAAAGCAGAAAAGGAUGAAAUGGUUGGGGUGAUGGUCUUUUCUACAAUUGAACCGGAAGCGCCUGACAUGGACCUCAUUGAAGUAGAGCAGAAAUGUGAAUCGUUCAGUAGAUUUACAAAAUCCAUGGAUGACGGAGUUAAAGACCUGCUCAAUGUGGGGCAAGAGCACUGGAAGAGGUGUACUGGACCUUUGCCAAAAGAAUAUCAGAAGAUUGGAAAAGCACUACAGAAUCUCUCAGCAGUUUUCAGCAGCAGUGGCUAUGAAGGUGAAGCCACUCUCACAGAUGCCUUAACAGAAGCAGGUAAAACAUAUGAAGAAAUUGCCACAUUGGUGGCAGAACAGCCAAGGAAAGACCUGCAUUUUCUGAUGGAAACCAAUAAUGAAUACAAAGGACUUUUGGGCUGCUUCCCUGAUACGAUCGGAGUUCACAAGGCAGCAAUAGAAAAGGUGAAGGAAGGUGAUAAACUGGUUGCAACAAGUAAAAUAACACAACAGGACAAGGUGACCAUGGCCAAGCGCGUAAGCACUAUGUCCUAUGCAUUGCAAGCUGAAAUGAACCACUUCCACAGUAAUCGCAUUUAUGACUAUAACAGAGUGAUGCAGCUCUACCUGGAACAGCAAGUCAAAUUUUAUGAAACAAUUGCUGAGAAGCUGAGGCAGGCCCUCGGUAGGUUCACCACCAUGUAGAGAAGACUACCAAACAGAAGAAAUCCUUUCUUUGAAUAAGUGUACAGUGAAUCCUAUCAUCUGUAAUGUACUUUAUCUUGGUCAUUGCCACAUUUUAUAAGAAAAAAACCCAAAGUUAUUGAGUUAUUUGCUUAGGUGUUGCAUGCAUAUGGGUUUGUAUUCAAUGGGAGAAGCCUCUAUAUUAUAAUGUUGAUACUAUAAAGUGAUUUUUGUCAACAGACACAUUAUAAAUCAGCUUAAUUAUACACAAUGUAUAUACAUGCUAAUUAUGUUUUUUCUAGCCUAUACUAUUAUUUUAACAUGGGAAAACAAGCCAACUAUUUAACAUUGAAAAGUAAAGGGAGGCCUGGACCAGCAUAAAAAAGUUGGCAUCCCUGAAAAAUUUAAAUACAGGUAUUUUUUAUUUUAUCUGAAAAUAUGUUUAGAAUAAUGGCAUAAACUAUUUUUUUUUCUAUCGACAGAUUUGUGUAACACAAAAUGCCUUAUUACCAUAUAGAAACCUGAUUCCAACAAUAUAUGAAUGCCUUUUUUCAUUAAAUUAUCUUGGAUUGAUUAUUUUUUUUUUUUAAUCCAUGUUGUUUUUGUAGUUUAUUCCAGUAUAUGUGUAGUAUUCAGAUCUUAUUGCCACAAUUACAACACUCAACCACCAUGAGAUACUUGCUUUGCACCAUGUAAAAACACUAUAAGAGAUUAAUAAAACAAAUACAAAUAAAAUGGAAGUGACGUCUGCAUAAUAAUCAUGUUUUUUUUUUUUGUUUUUUUUUAAAUACAUGUCCCUAAGGUUAGGGAAGAUGAAGGCACUGGCACUUUUUAGGCACUGUUUUGUUGUCACAGUUGGUUUUGUUUUCCAAAUACAGAGUAAUUGAAAAGGGGUCUUCCAAAACCAGCCAUCUUCAUGACAAAUUAAUAUGCCUGUAAAUCCUUCAUUUUUUUUACCUACUGAAUCCAUUAAAUGCCAGAGAGACAGCAAAUGAUUUGGGUUUGAUUUCAGCAAGCAGUACCUACACUGGAUAUUUUUAGAGCAUUUUAGAGCACCAUGGAAUCCACCUUAUGCACCAGCCUCUUAUUUUAGGAGUAAUCCCUGUAUACACACAUAUACUGUCUGUGGUUGAUGCAAGCCAGAGUGAUUCCCCAGUGCUCUACAAUGUCAUCAAAAUCCAGUAUGACUUAUCCUGGCAGGGUACAUGUGUGCUGUGAAAUUAGGUAAUUCAAUAUUAACCCUUUAUGACCGAUGAUUGCCCAUCAUUUGGUGCCCCUACUUGUCAAGUUUGCCAUGUCACAUUGUAAUGACCAUAUACUUUUUUACUAAUUUAUAUGAAAAUAGAUUGUGCAAGUCUAAAAGCAUGGCUUGCAAACAGAUAUUUCUUUAAUCUAGUGUGUACCAGAUAUUUGCCAAAAAAAAAAUUUCAACACUGCACCUUUGAGACCUACUGAAUGGAUGUGCAUGGCAGAGAAAAUGUAUGAAACCAUUGUGUUAGCUACAAUUAUUUUAAUCAUUAUUUGCAUUGUAUCACUUUCACCCACAGAAUUAAAUCAUGAAUAUGUUGCUUUGGGGUCGAUUCGUUUUGCAGGACACACAUUAGUACCCAAGUGAUACAGUAGAUAAAUAUAACUGAUGACAGUUGGGUAAAUUAGGGUUUACUGUCAAAAUUGAAUAGCAGCUUUGUGUCAGGAUCCAUUUUAAAGUGUUACUGCAGAUAGUGGAUAUUUUAUAAUAUGAAUUAGACCACACAAGAAGUCAGCAGUGUAUUAAAAAAAAAAAAUCUACAUCAUUUCUGAAGAAAAGUGAUCACUUAAUGAAAUUUAUAAUUAAAGUUCGGGAGGAGGGUCAGACACCAAUCUCCGCAUCAACAAAUUGAAUCAUUGCGACCAUUGUCAGGUCAUUAUUAUAAGACCCAGUGGGAUGGAAUCCAUAGAGGAAAGGGGGCACCAACGGGGGGGGGGGGGGGGUUUGUGUUUGGGUUUUUAUAUUAUGUUGUGUUAUGUAUUGUUCCAUGUUGUUCUUUUCUCUUUAAAUAAAUAAAAAACAUUUGUUCAAAAAAAAAAAAAAAAAAAAAAUUGAAUCAUUCAAUUUACACAUUAGCUAAUUAAGAUUGUUAGCACUAUAAAUACCUUAAGCUAUAAGAGUUUCCUCCAUCAAAAUUUCAAUUUCCGGCAUCCAGUUUUUCUACAAACUCAUUUUCAGCGUCCCAGCUCUACACUCGGCAACUCACAAAUUUCACUAAUCCUGAAAGGGCUUCAACAAUCAGAAUCUCUUUCUCCCCCUGCUAGCCUACCUAUCACCAUCAACGUAUUUUCUUAAAUGUUAGUAGCCUGCCUGGAGGAAGGGCAAUCGAAUCAGCCAUGGAGUCCCAGAGGUUUAUUUCCCAAAAAUGGGUUUUGUUUUCCUCUCCUGCGUGCUGAUGAUCAUUUGUUAAAGGUUGGCUAAACCUUCAAGUGGGCUAUAUUCAAUAUUAAUCAUGGCAUUGAGACCGGCUUGUUCGUUCUGGGGGUCUCAGCCUCGUCCAGUAGGCCAGGCAGCGAGCCCUCAAACGAAGUUAGGUUUGAUGCCAAAUUAAUGUGUACUGUAUAUACAACAUACUUCUCUGUAAAAUCGCAUACUCCGCAUUCUCCACAAUAAAUAUUUGUACUAAAACAUUUUGCGAUUGGUGUUUGUCCUGAACUACUGAAUUUGCAUUUGCUUAGUAUUAGGCGUUGAUCUUCGAAAGAAGGACGCCAAAUGUGUACCAAAGAUUAAUCGACAACCAAAACUUGUGAAGAGCUUUGUCUGAUUUAAGUUAAGCUGGCAUUCUGUGUAAUUUGUACAUCGGAAAUGAUAUUUGUUUAAAGUGCAAAAUAUUCCCAUGCAUUUUUUUUUCAAGCUAUUUACCUUGCCACAGGUGUAUCUGCCACUAGUUACACAUUCAUAUGAAAAAAUAAAACAAAUUCAUGUUGAUGCAAUUUUUAAGCAUUAUUUUGUUUAUAUUAGUACUUCUGUACAUUAUAUGGCUAUGCAUAUGCUGUGUUUGCAGGUUAUGCUGGAAAGAUAUGUUGUAUUGAUUGGCAAACAUUACAUUGUAAAGUUUAGAAAGUAUAUUUACGUGUUUUAUUCUACAGAAGAGGCAUUUGACAGGACACAUUUAUAUGGCAUGACUAGGAAGCCUAAACAAAGGGGGAUUAAUAACAGAAACACAUAUGGUAAGUAUAGUUUUUACAUGUGUACUAAUGUGUAGUGCAAAGUGAUUUGAUAAAUCUGUAGUCAUUUAUUUCCAAUUAUUUGUAUUAUUAUUAUUUAUUAUUUAGCAUUUCUUCCAACCCAAUAAACCUCUUAGUAAAGAUACAUGGUAUUACAAUCCCAAAUUUCAAAUCUUGUUAUUCUUUUCUUUUGUAGAUUUGACUUGUGUCCCGUUUGAUUGUUGAGUGUCAUUCAAUGUCAAUUCCAGAAAUCAUUGAUAGUUACUAACAUGUUUUUUUUUAUUGUUUGUUGUCCAAAUAUUAUGUCAGUUUAUUUAUCUUGCAUUAAGUUUAAAUCUGACAUACAGUAAGUACACUUUUUGCUUGACACUGUGUGGUAGUUGACUGCGAUUAGAGUUAUGUGUCCUGAGCCAAAGUCUUGUUUUCUAAUUUACAAUAUUAUAUUUUAAAAUGUCAAAUCUACAGUAACAUCUGAAAUGUUCAAAUAUCAUCAUUUGUGUGCACAGGACUAUUAAACUAAAUUUAACAAUCUGA